AUGCCGAAUCAGACACCCAAGAAGCGAACUGUGUCGUGGGGGAGAACACGCGACCCGCGCGCGAUCCCCAGACGGCGACAGCGGCCAUUGAGCAAACCUCUCAAUCGGCCCCGCUUCAUCCUUGUCGUUCUAAGCAGUCUUGUUGUGAGCUCCAUUUUGUUCACAUUUACAUCCAACUUGACGGUCGGUGAUCUCGGGCCUAUCAGCAAACACUUAGAGGAAUGGUGGGAAGUGGGGGGUUUGAUAGGUUGGAGAGCUGUGGAGGUCGGAUUGGCCUGGGCUCUAGGAUUUGAUGGUCGCGAUGUGGCUUCUUUCUUAUUUAUCACCCAUCUGCCAACUUAUUCUCUAUUGUCCUUCUUUUACGGCAUCCGCCCAACUUCGGCAUUGAUCGCAUAUGGAGUCACAAUUGUCUCGGUGACACUUCCAUUUGCCCUUUUGCGCCGGCCCUCGUCCGUACACAAUCUUUCGCACACGCCUACUGAUGCAGUCGCCAAUCGUAACAUUCUGCAAGACAAGACUACCACCUUCUUCACCACACUGAUGGGGGCUUCAGUCUUCACCGUUGUGCUCUAUGCCAGCUAUGCCACUUGGCUUCCUGCGCAGCUGGUCAUUCACUUCGAGAGUCUUCCGGAUAUCAGCGCGGCGCAUGCCGGUCCCGCAGGCUUGCCUGUGCUUUUCCUGACGCUGAUUCCUGCUGGUUGGGCUGCACGCGACUUCUUGUUUGUCAGCUCAGCAGGGUAUUCGACCAGUGCUGCUCAAUCUGCCAGCUGUGAGGGUGAAUACUUGAUUGCGACAAUUUGUCGCAACACCUGGGGACGUUUGUCUACCAAAACGAGGAUUUUGGCUUCGCGAUCGAUCAUUCUUGCGCUUAGUGUCCUGCUCAAUACGAUCGUUCAGGUGGGUGGCACAAUUAGCGAUGUCUCUCUCGAAGGCGCCGCCACUUGGGGAGCAGUCUGGGCAUUUGCAACGCUCACCGCAGGAGCAACAUUCGGCUGGAUUGAAGCUGUUGAUGGGGUAUGA
This is a messenger RNA of Penicillium paradoxum, 1020 nucleotides long. RefSeq lists its product as uncharacterized. NCBI's taxonomy places the organism in Eukaryota, Fungi, Ascomycota, Eurotiomycetes, Eurotiales, Aspergillaceae. Bases 1 to 1020 code for a protein of 339 amino acids. The record is from RefSeq and is a predicted model, not a curated record. The transcript is spliced from 3 exons.